AUGCCUGAGCCAGGGAAAUCCGCUCCGAAGAAGGGCGGCAGGAAAGCUUUGCCCAAACCAGCGGGUAAGGCAGGGAAGAAACGCAAGAGGCUGAGGAAGGAGAGUUACUCCAUCUACAUCUACAAAGUGAUGAAGCAGGUUCAUCCCGACACCGGCAUCUCCUCCAAGGCCAUGAGCAUCAUGAACUCGUUCGUCAACGAUAUCUUCGAGCGAAUCGGGGGUGAGGCUUCCCGCCUGGCCCAUUACAACAAGCGGUCCACCAUCAGCUCCCGGGAGAUCCAGACCGCCGUGCGCCUGCUGCUGCCCGGGGAGCUGGCCAAGCACGCCGUGUCCGAAAACACAACGGCUCUUUUAAGAGUCACAUACAAUUUCAAUGAAAGAGUUGUACUAGCUUUUAGGUAA
Messenger RNA from Hypanus sabinus (Atlantic stingray), 402 nucleotides. Its product is annotated as histone H2B 1/2-like. The transcript has a single exon. The record is from RefSeq and is a predicted model, not a curated record. Lineage: Eukaryota; Metazoa; Chordata; Chondrichthyes; Myliobatiformes; Dasyatidae. Bases 1 to 402 code for a protein of 133 amino acids. Gene Ontology annotation, cellular component: nucleosome. Gene Ontology annotation, molecular function: structural constituent of chromatin; DNA binding; protein heterodimerization activity.